AUGAUGCGCCGCGGCUUCUCGGCGGCGGCUCUGCUUGUGGCCGCCAGCGCCAUCCGACAAAACUUGGAGAACGCGCAGGCGACGAGGGAUGUCAUUCGAGGCGAGUAUGGCAGCUAUGAGCUUGGCAGGAAGCUGGGCUCAGGCGCCUAUGGAGUCGUGUACCUGGCCACCGAGCGAGACUCUGGCAGGCGGGUGGUUGCGAAGAUCAUUGACAUCGCCACCCCCGAGUCCCAGUUCUCCUUCCACACCGAGCGCCAUGUGUGGCAGCACAUGCAGAGCUGUGCGGGGUAUCCGCAUCCCAACAUCAUCCGCCACUUCGAAGUUUUGAAGCUCUCCUCGCGACAAGGCGUGGUGAUCAUGGAGCUCGCCAGCGGGGGCGCCUUGUCCGACCUGCUCUAUGAUGGCGUCUCCGCAGAGGGGGCGCUGCGGGGCAAGCGCACCGCGGAGGGCGAUGCGCUGAUCACCGACGAGCGGGCCGCCAAGGAGAUCUUCUCGCAGCUCGCCGCGGGGGUGCAGUGGCUCGCGCAGUGCGGAGUGUCCCACAAGGAUCUGAAGCCGGACAACGUGAUGCUCUCCAGGCCUCUCUCGGAAGGGGGUGUCCUGAAGAUCAUCGACUUUGGCCUUGCUAUGGUGCUGCAGGACAUGGAUCCAGGGUCGGAUGCCAACAUGUACUACAACCUUGCCAGCAAGGUGGACGUCCGCAGCAACCCGGUGGGCGCGCGCACCUUCGACGACUUUGCGGUGGGCAUGAUGCUCGCGGAGAUCGGAACCGGCGUGCCGCCCUUCUUCAACCCAGACUACGACUACUUCUCGGAGAAGGAGGGCAACCUGCAGAAGGAGAAGGGUAUCUUGUACAUCCUGCAGGAUAGGAAGGCCUGUGCCAAGGGCGAUGCGGGCAUUUGGUUCCCCAAGCGCGACCUGGCCACCGGCAAGAUCGCGGUCAAGGCGGCCGUGAAGGAAGUGGUGGGCCGAUCCCUGUACUACCUGCAAAACCAUCGGCACUUUGCCUACGCCAGCGCGGUGGAGAACGGCAUCGGCAACACCCAGCUGCUACGGAGUUCCUGGCUCUACAACUCUGAGUCGGCCAUGGCCCUGUUGCAAUCCUUGCUCCAGUGGAGGGAGGAGCAGCGUGCUGACCCCCGCGCCUUGCUGUCCAGCGCUUGGCUGGCAGACCUGCCGGCUGCGCCGGCUGUGCACGAGCCGGAGGUCCACUCCCACGUGCCGGCCGGUCCGCCGGCCACAGAGCGUCUGACGACUGCAGCGCCCGAGCCGGAGCCGGAGACGGAGGCGGCGCAGGAGGUGACCAUGUGUAAGAUGCCCUACAAGGAGCGGGGCCCGCCGAGCGUGUGCAAGGUGAAGCACUUCAGCCACGAGGACUGCUGGGUGCAGAUCAGGUGUCGCGGAAGCUCCCCGAAGCUGAUGCAGAUGGCUCAGAGCUUCGGUGCCCAAGAUGUGCCCGGCUGCUACAACUGCGAGGUGCUGAGCCGCUAG
This is a messenger RNA of Effrenium voratum, 1491 nucleotides long. NCBI's taxonomy places the organism in Eukaryota, Dinophyceae, Suessiales, Symbiodiniaceae. The record is from the annotation of a GenBank genome assembly.